Molecule: messenger RNA, 11732 nt
Organism: Loa loa (African eye worm)
Lineage: Eukaryota; Metazoa; Nematoda; Chromadorea; Rhabditida; Onchocercidae
Product: beta chain spectrin
Exons: 64
Coding region: 1-11226 (3741 amino acids)
Biological process (GO): actin cytoskeleton organization
Cellular component (GO): cell projection; cell junction; plasma membrane
Molecular function (GO): phospholipid binding; actin filament binding
Source: RefSeq, a predicted model, not a curated record
AUGACUGGUGCAAGAAGGGUUGCUAAGAUUGUCGGUAACCUGAUGUCUUCUGAUCAACUUCAAGAAGAUUACGAAGCGCUGUGUUCGGAGUUGCUUUUUUGGAUACAACAAACCAUUACGAUGCUCAAUGAUCGAAGAUUCCCAAAUUCGUUGAAAGGAAUUCAGGAUCAAUUAUUGGCAUUCAAAAACUACCGCACUGUAGAAAAACCACCGAAAUACAAGGAAAAGGGAGAAUUGGAAGCUUUGUUUUUCACAAUACAAACGAAAAGGAAAGCCAUGGGAAGAAAACCAUAUGUUCCACCAGCAGGUCUAUUUAUGCAUGAUAUUGAAUCAGCUUGGUCACUUCUGGAUCAUUCAGAAAAUGAUAGACAGCUGGCCCUGAUGUCGGAAUUACGAAGACAGGAAAGGUUGGAACUUAUGGCGCAGAAAUUUGAACGCAAAGCAGGAUUACGAGAUGCGUGGUUACGUGAGAUGAGUUCUGUCCUGCAAGAUUUUGAUUUGGGCAGAAAUAUUGCUCAAGUUGAAGCUUCCUUGAAAAAACAACAAGCUAUUGCUGCUGAUAUCCUGCCCAGGGAAAGUCGCUUUAAGUCGCUAUCGUUUAUGGCUGCGGAGCUAUCGAAGGAAAAUUAUCAUGAUAGCGAUAAAAUCCGAAUACGUGAACGUGAGCUUUUAGAUAAAUGGUCACAGCUGUUAGCAGCUUUGGAAUCAAGACGUCGUGCGCUUUUAUCAUUAAGUGAUCUGAUGAGUUUGCUUCGGGAUAUAGAUACAUUGUCAUUGGAGAUACGUGCACUGGAGCCUCAGUUUCGAAGUCGCGAUGUUGGGAAACAUUUAUUAGGAGUUGAGGAUUUGCUUGGCAAACAAGAAAUUCUCGAAGCACAACUUAAUUCCCAGGGAGAAUUGUUGAAAAACGUGACGUCGCAAGCACUGGAUUAUAUUCGAGGAAAAGGGGAACAGUAUGACGUGUUGCAAAAGAAGUUGGACGAUGUGAGCAGUCUUUAUGAAAGUGUUGUACAGUUAUGUCAACAACGGAGGAUAACUUUAUAUCGUGCUCGUGAUUUGUACCGUUUUAUCCAAGAUGAUGAGGAGGAAAUGAGUUGGUUACAGGAGAAGGAAGAUUUGUGCAUUUCACUUCUCAAAAACAGAGAUCUUUCAGCUACUGCCCAAUUAAGGCGUAUUUUCAAGAAUUUGGAAACCGAAAUGGAAGGACAUUGGCAGAGAGCAAAAGGAGUGAUUGCAGCUGGUGAGCGACUGGUGGCAAUGGGUCGAAAUAAAGAGGAUAUUCAAACAAGAAUAUACAAUUUACAUGCAAAAUGGGAGCAGCUGAGAAAAGUUGUUGAAGCGGUUGGAAGAUGGCUGCGUGAAGCUGAACAGGCUCACCAGUAUUUCCAGGAUGCAAAUGAAGCAGAAAGUUGGAUUCGUGAGAAAAUGCCACUCGUCAAAAGUGGUGAUUAUGGCCGCGAUGAACAAGCAUCGGAAAGUCUUUUAUCAAGGCAUUUGCGUUUGGAAGAAGAGAUCCAGGCUUAUCGAGCUGAUAUAAUAAGGCUCGAAGAGAUGGCAAGAGAGCUAGCAAAUACGGAAUUCAUUGCUGGUGCUGUGGUACGUAUUGAAGAAGACACGGAAGAGCUUAUUGUACCUCAGGUCAAAAUGCUGUACGCUUACUCUGGAAAUAAUAUUGAAGUUAAAAAAGAUGAGAUCCUAGCAUUAAUCGAAAAAUCAAACAAUGAUUGGUGGCGUGUCCUGAAACAAGAUGGAAUCGAAGGUUAUGUACCCGCAAAUUAUUGUAAAGUUAUGGAAGGUGAAACAGUAACGGUUGCACAAACAAUAACAACUCGCAAAACGGAACGCGAACCGCAGAGUUCCCGGAAUGCCAUCAUGGAACGCCAAGAAGCCAUAAGUGCUGGUUAUCGGAAUCUAAAUAAUCUGGCUGAGGAACGUCGUCGGCUUCUCAGUGAUGUAAUCAAGCUGUAUAAAUUCUUGCGUGAAUGUGAUCAAUUUGAAACCUGGGCAAAAGAGACAGAAACAGCUCUCGCUGAUAGCACUACUUCAGAUAAUGUCAAGGCUUCGCGGAAGAAAUUUAAUAAACUCGAAAAUGAAAUCAGCGCGAAUGGUAAAAUGCAGGUAAAACGAAUUAAUGAUGUUGCCGAAGAAUUAGUUAAUGAAGGUCAUAGCCAUAGAGAUGAAAUUCGACGACGUCAGGAUGCAGCGAAUAUGCUAUGGAAUAAAAUACGGGAUCUUUUGAAGAUAAAGCAACGUCAGCUUGAAGCAGCCGAAAAAGUUGCAGCAUUUAAUGAAACAUGCGAAGACGCGCGAUCAUGGAUGCAAGAUAAAUUUGAUUUGCUUGAACAUAAAGUUGACAUGAAUGAUGUGAAAGCUGUUCAAGCAGUACAAAAGCGUUAUCAGAAUUUGGGAAAGGACCUUAAACCAUUGGAAGAAAAGAUUCGUUUUCUGCAGCAACUUGCUGAUGAGGUAAAGAAAGAACAUCCUGAAGAAGCUGCCAGAAUUGAACAAAUGAUCAAACAAUUAGUUAAAAUGCAUGAUGAGCUACGGCAAAAAUCAGCUGCACGUAUUGAAGAAGCCGAACAGACUCAAGGGCAUCAGAUGUUCGAUGGUGCGGUGAAGAAUUUACAAACAUGGAUUGACAAAACAAAGUUAGCGCUUGUUGAUAAUACCCGGCCGGUAGAUGUUUCAUCAGCUGAAGAACUGCUAAAGAAGCAUUAUGAGCUCAACGAUGAUAUAAGUGGCAAAAAAUAUGAGUUCGAUUAUGUGCGCGAUCUUGGACAGCGCUUGCUGCAAAAAAAUCCUGCACUUAACGAUGUAAGGGGAAGUUUGAAGAAAUUAGAUACCGAACAGCAGGCAAUCAAUGCUUUGUGGAAAGAAAAGGAGCGAUGGUUGAAAGAACUUCUGAAUUUGCAAUUAUUAAACACAGAAGCGGAAAGAAUCGAUGCAGCGACAAAAGGACAUGAAGCGUUUUUGGAACUUUCCAACCUUGGGGAUUCGGUAGAAACAGCUGAAAAUUUGUUAAAGCGUCAUUCGGACUUUGAAGCAAAACUUCGGGCCCAGGAAGAUCGACUGAAAGUUUUCGCGAGGGGUGCCGAUCAACUGAUUCAGGCAAAACACAGCGAAGCAGAUUUCAUUAAAAAGCGCCGUGAUGAUGUUUUGGCUCGUCGAUCGCAAGUCCAUCAAGUAGCAACGAAGAGACGUGCACAGCUGGAAGCAUCACUUCAGUAUCAAAAUUUACGGCGGAAUAUUCAAGAGUUAUCUCAGUGGAUAGCAGAAAAAGAAAAGAUUGCAAACGACGAUUCGUAUCGGGACGCAGCAUCUAUUACUAUGAAACUGUUGAAACAUAAAGCAUUUGAGGCGGAACUGAAAGCAAAUGCUGCGCGUCUAGACGAAUUAAAUGCGGAAGGAAACGCGCUUAUAGCAGCGCGGCACUAUGAAUCGGAAUCUAUUCGGAGAAUGUUAGACGGUGUAAAUGCGGAAUGGUCUGAUCUCUUACGUGCAGCGAAUGCUAAAGGAGAGUGUUUGAGACAAGCGGAAGAUCAAAAAGGCUUGAACAGCGCCCUGGAUGAUGCCCAUUUGAAGUUAGAUGAAAUACAAGCAUCUUUGAAUUCGAAAGAUUUAGGGUAUGAUUUACGUGGCGUGAAGGAACUCAUCCAUAAACAGGUUAUUGUGGAAAAGGAAAUGGCUAUUUUUGAGAAAAGAGUUCUUGAAAUGACAGAGAAAGCAAAUGCUAUGAUACAGCAGGGACACUUCGAUUCGGCCACCGUUAAGAAAGCUGUACAGAAAUUAACUGAAAGGUUUGAAUCACUGAAGGAACCAGCCAAAGAUCGUCGAACUGCAUUGGAAGAAAGCUUGAAAUGGCAUCAACUAUCGUUUGAUAUAGACUGCGAAAUGCACUGGAUUUCGGAGAAGGUUCCAACUGCAUCAUCUGAGGAAACUGGCCGCUCUCUUACGGAAGCCACUAAUAUGCAAAAAAAGCAUGAACAGUUGGAGGCAGAGGUGGCAUCACGAUUACCUCAUAUCAAGCAGACAUUGAAUCGUAGUAGCAACCUUAUUAAAGAGAAGCAUUAUGCUCAGGAACAAAUGCGCGCUAAAUAUGAGCAACUCGCUGAAGCCUUGACACAUUUGAAUAAUUUAAUGCGAAAACGGAAGGAUUUGUUGGAUUGGGCCUUGAAGGAAGAGCAAUAUAUGUUUGAUGCAGCCGAGGUCGAUUCGUGGAUGAAUGAGAAGCGGGGAGCACUAACAUCAGAAGAUUUUGGUCAGGAUGAAGAUGCAGCGCAGAAGUUGUUGGCUAAACAUAAAGCCUUGCAAGCUGAUAUGGUUACAUAUAAGCAGUGGCUCCAGAAAUUGGCAGUUCAGUGUAAAGAGUUGGAGAAUUCGAAUCGAUCAAACAAUGAGCGAUUUAUUACGAGGCAAGGUGAACUAGAAAAAGAAGUUGAAACACUUUCAACUUUGGCAGACGAAAGAAGACAGCAACUUGAAAAUGCAGUCUACUUAUAUCAGUAUCUGCGAGAAAGCCACGAUUUAGAAGCGUGGAUUAACGAACAGCUACUAGUUGCAAUGAGUGAAGAUUAUGGAAUCGAUUAUGAGCAUUUAAAGGAAUUACAGAGCCGUUUCGAAGAUUUCAAACAAAGUGUCAAAACAGGUAGCGAAAGAUUUGUACAUUGUGAAUCAGCAGCGAAUGCAUUACUGAGGCGCAGUCCACCGUUUGCUCGUGAUAUAUUAAAACGACAAGAAAAACUCAGGUCUGUCUGGUCCUUACUGCUAGAUUAUAUUGAAAGUCGAGAUCAGAAACUGGAAGCAGCAGAAGAGUUGCAUCGUUUCAACCGUGAUGUAGCUGAGAACCAAGAACGAAUAGCUGAAAAGCAAGCUUCAAUUCCUGCAGAACUUGGUAAAGACAUCAAGCAAGUUCAUUCCUUGUGGUUGAAGCAUGAAGCUUUUGAAAAUCAGCUUGGUGCUAUGGAACAACAGCUACGUGAACUACUAGAAGAAAGCGUGCGCUUAAAGGCUACUUAUCCUGGUGGUAAUGCGGAACAUAUCACGGCACAGCAAGCAGCUCUGGCUGAAGCCUGGCAGGAUUUGCAAGACGCAACCGUAUCACGACGCGAUAUGCUGAAAGCUGCUUACGAUUUCCAACGUUUUUACGUGAAGGCCCGUGAUUUGAUGGCAUGGACAGAAGUCAUUGUAAGAGACAUGCAAAGUAAGCAAGCAGUACAUGAUUUGCAAAGUGUGGAGUGGUUGCAGAAGGAGCAUCUUCGCUUGCAGCGUUCGAACUCAUCGUCCAUCGAUUCUUUCCCUCUGGCUGAAAUAGAGGCGCGUGAACCAGAUUUCGCGCGAUUAACUAGUCGUGGUGAACAGAUGAUAGCGAAAGACCAUUAUGCAAGCGGAGAAAUUGCUGCAAAAUUGAAGCAGGUUGGCCAAGCUUUGAAACAAGUCCAAGAUGAAUGGGCUGUACGGCGCGAAUGGUUGUCGCAGGUACGUGAAUGGCAUGCAUUCCAGCGAGAGGCAAAACAAACUCUGGCUACAAUCGCAGCUCGACAAGCAACGCUUUGUUGUGCGCAGGUUGGAGGAUCAGUGGAAGAAGUUGAAAGUCAAAUCAAAAAAGUGGAUACAUUUCAAAAGGCACUCGCAACCCUUGAUGAUCGCGUAAUUGCUUUACAAAAGACAGCAAAACAAUUGAUUGCUGCCAGACACACUGAAUCCUCGAAAAUCGAUCAGUAUAUCAAACAGGUGGAAGUAGCUCUUGCACAGCUUCGUGUGCAACUGAAUGUACGGAAAAGUACUCUGGAUGAUGCGUUGGAUUUGGCUUGCUUCAAUAGUGAUAUGAUGGAGAUAGAAAGCUGGAUUGAUGAUAAACAGAAAAGAAUAAGUGCAGAGAGUGAUAGACAAGCGAAGUUAACAAGUAUCGAAGAUAAAAUGAAACGCUUACAAAAACAUCAGGCGAUGGAAGCUGAAUUGUCAACAAAUGAGUCCCGAAUUCAAGAAAUUAAAAUACGGGCACGAACACUAGCAUCCAAACCUACCAAUGAUGGACACGAUAUUAAAAAAAGGAGUGGUGUUAUACUUAACAAAUGGGACGAAUUAGUAGCUAUGUCACGUGACCAAAGUAGUGCGUUAGAAGAAGCUCGUGAUUUGCUCGAUUUCAAACAACUUGUUGAAAGGGUUAUGCGAUGGAUAAGAGAAAGAGAAUUGCUAGUCAGUGCGGGUAAGAUGGGUCGUGAUAUGGAGCAUUGCCAAGCAUUAUUGGAAAAAUUAGAUGGCACACAAGCGGAUGCAAGUGUCGACCAAACUUCCGUUGAAUCUGCGAAUAGUUUAGGUCAAAAGCUGAUUGCUCAAGGGCGGUCUUCGAAGGAUGAAGUGCAGCAACAACUUAAAGACCUAAAUGAAGCUUGGACGCAGGUGCAGGUCAAGCUAAAUUUGUACCGUUCACAGCUCCGUUCAGCACUUGAAGUCCACGCAUUCAAUCGCGAUGUUGACGACACUUGUGAAAGGAUUCAAGAGAAGCUUACUGCUGUCACAAGUGAUGAUCUUGGAAGAGAUUUGCAUUCUGUCGAAGCACUGAUACGUAAGCAGGAAGCGGUCGAAAGGGACAUGACUGCUCACGACAUUGAAGCGCAGAAACUUCUUGACAAGAAACCUCCACUUUACAGCACAGUUAUUGAAUCACUGCAGAAACUGGAAGCUUCUUGGAAACAGUUAGCUGAACGAGCGACAGCCAGGGGACAAGCAUUAAUGGCGUCUGGUGAGUUGCACAAAUUCCUUGAUGCAAUGCGGAAAGCUGAAAUCUGGGCGGUAGAUGCUCUCAGCCGACUAACAACUGAAGAAAGUCCACGUUCUGUAACAGACGCUGAUGCAUUUAUUGCUAAACAUAUUGAGAAGCUCGCCGAAAUUGAUGGGCGGCAGCGUGAAAUGUCGGAGUUGCGGGAAUGGAGCACGAGAUUGAUUGCUAAACAAUCAGAUCAUAAAGGUGAAAUACAGCGAGCAUUGAAACGACUUCAGAAUGUGGAACAUCAAUUACGUCAGGCAUGGGAAGCUCGAAACGUUGCCUUAGCUCGAGCUCGGAAUCGUCAACUGUUUGCUGACCAGGCUGCUCGUGCAGAACAGUGGCUUGCAUCCAAAGAAGCAUUUCUGAAACAAGCAGAUAUGGGCGAGAGUGUUGUUGCUGUUGAUGUGCUACUCAAGAAACACUAUGAUUUCGAAAAAACCCUUAUUGCUCAGAGUGAUAAAAUCGAUGCUCUAAAGAAAGAUGCGGAUUUGCUAGCAUCGUGUGAUGUCGAUUACCGUAAUGAAAUCGAAAAAAUCCGGGAUACAGUCCUUUCUCGGCAUGCAGUGCUCAUGGAUUCAUGCAAACGACGUCAUGAACUGUUGAAUGAGUCACGCAAAUUGCAUGAAUUUAUCGACAGCUGUGGUGAAUUGAUGACUUGGAUCAACGCAAAUAUUCAGCUUGCAUACGAUGAAAGCUUUUUAGACCAAACAAAUUUAAGAGUUAAACUGCAAAAGCAUUUGGCAUUUGAUGCUGAGCUGGAAGCUAAUGAAGGUCGCGUAAAAUCGAUGAUUGAAGUCGGUAAUAAGCUCGUCGCUAGCAAACAUUAUGCAGCCGAUCAGAUCACUUUACAAAUCGCUGAAGUAAAACGGGGGUGGGACGAGCUGAGAAGCAAAUCAGAAAUGAAAAAACGUCGACUAUGGGAAGCUAACGAAGCAUAUCAGUUAAAUCGACGCAUUGAAGACCUGGAAAAAUGGCUGGAGCGAGUAGAAAACGAUUUAUCAAGUGAGGAUCAUGGAAAAGACUAUAUCUCUGUGGAAGCACUUAUCAAAAAGCAGGACGAUUUGGAGGCUGAAAUCAAAUCCAGAAAAGAUGCAGUGAAUGAAAUUGUCUCUAAAGCACAUGAAUUCCAAAAGCAGGGUUAUGCAACUGCUAAUGAAUCGUUGGAAAUGGCAAAAGCCCUCGAAAUACGAUAUAAUGAGCUGAAAAAACCUUGCGUGAUUCGUCGUGCGAACCUAAAUGAUGCUUUGGCAUUUUAUGGAUGGAUAUCAGAAGCGGAAGAGCAAACUGAAUGGUUAAGUGAUCGGAAACGACAGACGAUAAGCACGGAUUAUGGGGAUACGCUGCAUGCUAUACAGUUACUUACCAAGAAACAUGCACAUCUUGAGGCUGAUGUUAAUAGUCGGCGGGAAGCAAUAGCAAGGGUCGAAGAGAAAGGUCUGAAAAUGAUAAAAGACGGGCAUUUUGCAUCGAACGAAAUACAGGAAGUGCUAGACGAAUUGUCAACGUUACUUUUAUCUGUAAAACAGUUCAUGCAUGAAAGAUCACAAAAACUGGAAGAUUCUUUGCGAAGUCAACAGUACUAUGCAGAGGCCAAUGAAGCUGAGCAAUGGAUGCGUGAACGCAUGCCACUGGUGGCAAAUAACGGUAUGGGUAAAGAUCAGGCAGCUGCAGAAGGGCAUUUAAGGCGACUGAAGACACUGGAGAAUGAUAUAAACAAAUUUUCUGACGAAAUCGAAAGACUACGAAAGGAAGUGGAGAUAAUGCUUGCUGCAAAACAUUUUGAUUCCACAAAUCUUUCGUCAAAACAAACUAAAUUAGAAGAACUGUACAAGCAACUCUCAGAUGAUAUUGCAAGACGCAAAAUACAGCUGGUGGAUUCAGCAAGAUAUCAUGCAUUCGUUCGUCAAGUUGAUGGUCUCGAUCGAUGGCUGUCGGAGAAAUUAGAAAUCACUAAGCAAGAAAAUUACGGCCGCGAUUUGGCCGAAUGUCAAAAACUGGUAACUGAAUUUGACCAAGUUGUACGUGAAUUAACUUCUGCUGGUGAAAGGAUCGCUGUAGUCAAAAGAACUCAGGAAGAACUGCUUCGUAGUGGUCAUCCAUUUAGUGUAUCUAUCAAAGCGAAGGGGACUGAUUUGCAACAUCUUUGGUCUCGGGUCAACGAAGCAGCCAAUGAACGGCAACAAGCUUUGCAAGGAGCCAUCCAGGUUCAUAAAUUCGAUCAAGAUGCUGAUGAGACUCUCGGUUGGUUAGAAGAAAAGGAAGCGCAUCAAGUAGCACUUGAAGGUGAAGAUAUUUCGCGAGCCGAUCUUCCUGCUUUGAAACAACUAAUGAACAAAUACGAUGAAUUUAUGCGUGGCGUUACGGCAGUUGAAAAACAGGUUAACGAUUUAAGCCGUGAAGCAGAACGUUUGAUAUCGUUGUAUCCAGACACACAGGAACAUUUAGUAGUGCGCAAAAUGGGGAUGGAAGAGCAACUAAAAGAUGUAAUCAGUACUGCUAAUAAAUAUUAUGAGAAGUUGCAGCAGAUGCGAAAUCUUCAAUCAUAUUUCCAGGAACAUCGUGAUUUAAUCACGUGGAUUAAACGCUUGCAACAUGCUAUAACAAGUGAAACACUUCCGAAUGAUGUGGAGGGAUGCAAAACACUGAUGCUAAGACAUGCGGAAUACCAAGCGGAAAUCAAUGGACGACAACCCGCUGUUGAUGAAUUUAUUCGUAAGGGUAACAAUAUGAUUGCUGCACAGCAUAUUUUAUCUUCCGAAAUAUCCGCCAAGAUUAGACAACUAGAAUCAGCCAUGGAUUUGUUGAAAGAUAUCUGGAAAGAACGUUUGGUGCUAUAUGAAGAAAAUUUGGACUUGCAACAAUGGAAGCGAGAUGCGCAUAUUACAGACGUAUGGUUAACAGAGAAGGAAGACAUGUUGAAGGAGGAUUGGAGAAAGGUUGAAGAUGUUGAUGAUGCAGAUAACAAAAUAAGGAAUUUUGACGAUUUCCUGAUCACAUUAGAAGCUCAAGGCGAGAAAUUUGACUCUCUGAAAAGGUUAACUCUUCUCGAGAAGGCUUAUUCGAAACAGCGCAAGAAAGAAUCUGAAAGAAUCCGAGCAGAGAAGGGAACAAGUGAAUCACGAAAAGAAAGUAUUAAAACAUUUGAAAAACAAAAUAAACUGCAAGAUCGUCGAAAGGAACGUGAAAGACGCAUGACUCAGGAAGUGUCCUUGAUGAAGCCAAGUCCGUCUUACACCGAAGAAGUGUACGCAUCGCAUACUUUACCACAUCCUCGACGUGGAACCGAACCUGUUCCAUGCAUUCAGACAUCCUCUUCAGAAUCAAAAGAAGCACCGGCUACUCCUGCAAGACAGACAGCUUUGAGCGUUUCGGAUGGUUCGUCAGCAGAAGCUGAAAGAUUAUUGAAAACAUCUGUGUUAUCAGUUGAUGAAACUCCGAUGAUCCAAAGAAUAGGUUCAACUCGAAAAACUCCGAAAUUUACUACAAGACGGUCGAAUUCAUUAAAGAAACUCAAAACGCGAGAAGACUUCGGACCGAUUGAUAUGCACGGAUAUCUCGAUCGAAAGCAAGAUUUACAGAGCGGUGGAAAAAAGGCAACGAUACGCACAUGGAAAAGAUAUUAUACAAUCCUCUGUGGACAACUUCUGUGCUUCUUCAAAGAUGAAGAUUCUUUUUUGGAAAAUUCGGCAGCUUCUGCACCGGUUAAUAUCCUGAAUGCAGAAUGUGAUGUUUGUCCUGAAUACAUGAAAAAGAAGAAUACUUUUAGAUUGAAAAUACAGGAUGGAUCGGAGUAUCUAUUUGCUUGUAAUGAUGAUGAUAAGAUGCUAGAAUGGGUGUUGAAAAUCAGAUUUCAUGCGAAUUUAGCACCUGCUCAGCAACUUCGAAGCUUUGAUAAGAGUGAAAGCCCACCAAUGUAUUCACCGCCACCACGACCUGGCGAAACCUUGCGACGGCACACUACAGAAUUGGUUUCAUCUGUUGAAGUUAAUGCCUUUUCGUCACUUCCAUACGAAUCCGAAUCAUACGAAAAGCCCGGUAUCAUAACUCGUAAUCAUUGUAAGUUUUUAAGUUUUCAUGUUUUUGGUAUUCAGAAUUGGAAUCUUCACAUUUACAAAGAAGAAAAUCUCGCGUUGCACUUACGUGAAAAUGGGUUCGAAAAUCUUGAUGGCCCUGAAUUGCAAUAUUUAUAUCGUGAUAAGGAAAUGAACGGUAAACAAGUGUUGGAUUUGGAUUCGGAUUCCAUGACGUCAUCGACAUCGCGUCGAAAUACCGAGAAUGUAAAAGGCACAGACAGUGAUUUUGUCGCCUGGGUGGAAAGACAGUCCGAUUCAUCAUCAGCAACUGCUGCACCAGCUACACCUACUGUCGCACUGCCCGAUGACACUGAUUCUAUUAAAAAGCGCAGAGCAUUUUCGUUCUUCAAGCGUAGUUCACGACACAAGGAAAAUAGUAGCAAGUGAAGGAAUUGACGGAAAUGCUUACAAUGUCCGAUGGGUCUUUGUCUUGUGUGAUAUUAUUGAAGAUGUCUUUAAAAGAAUGUUAUUAGGAUUGCUCACCUAACUUUUCGAUCCCUUAUAAAUGCUUAUUAAUAGCUACUGUAAGUUGACUGCCGCUAUUUUAAAGUAACAUCAUAGUCCUAUAGUUUUUCUGAACCUUGUAUUUCAACCAACAAUAGUAAUUUUGCCCGAAUUCAUUUGUAGCUUAUUAUGAUUACUUAAGGCUUCAGAGACAUUUUUCUCCCAUUGUUACGAAACGCCUCUCUCAGAUCGUAGUGAAAUUCCCUAGAUGGAAUUUUGCUUCUUGUUUUCACUUUCUGUUUUACCUGCUCCCACUUAUAGAUUAUUCUUUGUUUAUAUUAUUAAUGAUAUUUAUUCCUUUUUUCCUUGAUAUUCAAUCGCCUUAUUUGUUAUUAAAUAUUUUUAAUUAUUCUGCUACCAAUUAUUGAUGUACUAGGGUAGCUUACUUC